AUCGUGCCUCACCUGAGACUCUCCACCACCAGCGCCGUCACCACCAACGCAGCCUUUAUCAACCACGUUUUUUUACUCCAAGCAUUACCAGACUCCAAACAUGACCUCCACAGAGGACGACUCGUACUUCUCAUCUUCGACAAUGGAGCGAAAGCAGCCAGCAACCACCAGGCCUGCACAGCCUCCUUCAAUCCCUCUUUUUCUUCUUCGUCUUCCAUCUGUCCUACUCUGCCUUAACAUCCUAACGGUCCACCUCUCCAACGCUGAAUACUGCAACAAUACCGGCAACUUCUUGGCCAACGGCAACUAUGCCAAGAACCGCGAGCUAGCCCUCUCUUCUUUAGCUAGGGACAUCGCUUCGGAGGGUGGGUUCUACUCCGGUAAGGUAGGGAACGGCUCGGAUGUUGUUUACGUGCUCGGUUUCUGCAGAGGCGAUUCUUCAAACGACACUUGCUUCAAAUGCAUAACCUCUGCUGCAGAAGAUUUGAUGAUCAAGUGUCCGACCCAGAAAGCUGCGUCCACCUGGGGGACAGGAGGUCCUCCGUGCAUCAUCCGUUACUCUGAUGCUCCGAUGAACGGUGUGAAGCAGACGUCUCCGACAUUAAUGCUUUAUAACACCGGCCACAUCCAGAUGGAUCAGAAUGAGUUCGAUCCGAUAUGGAGGAACUUGAACGUGGAGCUGGCAGCGAGGGCUUCGAUGGGGACGUCACAGCUCAAGUUCGCGGUGGGGAGCACAGUUUUGCCGAACCUCCAGACCAUGUUCGCACUGUUGCAGUGCAGCCCUGAUUUGUCUCGGAUUGACUGCCAAAGUUGCUUGUUGGAAUGCAUAAAUAAUUAUCAAGGAUGUUGCCACGGAUUUCAAGGUGGCGUUGUUCAAAAGCCGAGCUGCAUUUUCCGAUGGGACUUGUACCUUUUUUUCGAGUCCAAUCCGGGCAAUCCUAUGUCAUCUCCGCCACCACCAACUACAGUCACCGACGCUGACCCUCAUGCUCCACCUGCAAAUCGGAGCAAUCCUCUGUCAUCUCCACCACCACCAAUUGCAGUCGCCAAGGACGACUCUCCUGCUCCACCUGUAAAUCGGGGCAAUCCUCCGUCAUCUCCACCUCCACCAACUGCAGUCGCCGAGGCCGACCCUCCUGUUCCUCCACCUGCAAAUGCCCUAGUCCCCAACGGUAAUAUCUCGAAGUCAUUACGCAUUGCGGUUGUUGUCGUAGGUUCGGUAGUUCUCAUUGUGAUGGUUGUUAUCUCCGCUCAUUGCUUUAUCAGAAGGAGAAGAAGUAAUCCAUGGAUGGUCUUAUCUGCAAACGAGGAGGUUGAAAUUGAUGAAAGCUCACAGUUCAAAAUAAGCGAGAUCGGGGCUGCCACAAAUUUCUUUUCAGAAGGCAAAAAGAUUGGAGAAGGCGGAUUCAGAAAAGUGUAUCAGGGCAAGCUUGAAAAUGGAAAAUAUAUUGCUGUGAAGAGGCUUCAGAGGUGUUCUAAUCAAGGUCAGCAACAUUUCAAGAAUGAGGUCACUCUGUUGGUCAGACUUCAGCACAAAAAUCUGAUUAAGCUCCAUGGGUAUUGCUUGGAAGAGGGGGAAAGAAUUCUUAUACUCGAGUUCGCACCCAAUGGUAGCCUCGACAGAUUCAUUUCUGAUUCAAUCAAUCGUGUGCUGUUAAGUUGGGAGAGGCGUUUCAGUAUAAUAAGAGGAAUCGCUCGAGGGCUUCUUUACCUGCACGAGGAUUCCCCCCUUAGGAUUAUCCACCGUGAUCUAAAGCCUGGCAAUGUUCUGCUGGAUGAUAACAUGAAUCCUAGGAUAUCUGAUUUUGGCACGGCAAGGCUAUUUGUUUUGGACCAAAGUAGAGAUAAAACUGCACAUAUCGAAGGAACUUCUGGCUACAUGGCUCCUGAAUAUGUAAGGCAUGGAGAGAUCUCUGUGAAGACCGAUGUGUAUAGCUUUGGCAUAGUGGUAUUGGAGAUCAUCAGUGGCAAGAAGAAUUCGGAGCACCUAUUGAGCUACGCAUGGAAAAAUUGGAGAAAGGGAACGCCUUUUCGCCUUGUAGAUCCGAUGUUAAACGCCAGUCCGAAAAGCGAAUUGUUAAGAUGCAUUCAGAUUGCAUUGUUAUGUGUCCAAGAGAACGUAGCAAGACGGCCUACCAUGGCUUUGGUGGAUAUAAUGCUUGGAAGCCAGAGUACGAGCCUCGCAAUGCCGACACGGUCUGCAUAUUUGACAGAUGACAGUGUUAGAGAAAUGUGGACUUCAUCGGACAAUGGCUCAUCACCGUCAACAAACGAAGCUCAGGACAGAUCCACAUCCUACAUGACAUCAUUAUCGUCGGAUCGAAGCGGACUAUGGAAGUAA
Rhodamnia argentea is the source of this 2341-nucleotide messenger RNA. Its product is annotated as cysteine-rich receptor-like protein kinase 34. The transcript has 9 exons. Gene Ontology annotation, molecular function: protein kinase activity; ATP binding. Lineage: Eukaryota; Viridiplantae; Streptophyta; Magnoliopsida; Myrtales; Myrtaceae. Gene Ontology annotation, biological process: protein phosphorylation. Bases 101 to 2341 code for a protein of 746 amino acids. The record is from RefSeq and is a predicted model, not a curated record.